GCCUGCGAUCGCAUGGUUUAUGCCAACACUGACAGACAGUCAAGGAUUUUGUGUGGACUUUAAACAAAGUCAUAAAAUAUCAGAACAUGGAAAACAGUAACGACAUCAUCCCAUUCGUGAAGGACAUGCUGAAACAAAGGCCCAACCGCAACAUGAUGAAGAUCUACUUACUUGGUUCCACUCUGGCAAUGCUCGGAAUGGUUGGUGGAUUGGUGGAAAUGGUUUUCCUGCCCUCUUCAGACGAUCGUAUUGAGGAUGAGCAAGACAAGCUCCUCAUGGGAAAGAAGAAAGAAAGGAAGCAGCUGCUGAAAUCGCACUCUGCCUUGCUUCAUAUUGAUGCUGAAAACAUGCUGGGCACAGUAUUGUCAGAGACCAAGAUGAAACAUUUUGGGACUGCUGUGCAAAGAAGCUCCGCCAACCGCUUACACGCUUCUUAAAGAAAACUAAAGAAAACUGUGUAAAUGGACACAUAAAGUGUUGGUACUGGAGGUGAAUUUACAUAGUGUUUAACUGGUCCAUUUUUAUUCAAUAAUUUAUUUUGGAUUUGGUUGAAAUGUAAAUUUUUCUCCUGUUGAUGGCAAAACGAGUGAGAUAGGUGAUACACUGAUAACUGCAGGAUACAGUAUGGUCAGGCUGCUGGGCGGCAGAUGCUUUUGUAUGAGAUGUGAUGAAUGUGUGUGUGGUUAAAUUCAUUUUGCACUUCAAUAAAGAUGCUUCUGGUGGUAACAAAAAAAGUCCAUCAUGGUUUGGUUAUAAUCUGUGAUGACAGAUGAUUUAGAGAGAUGUGUCUAUCAUGACUAUAUUCCUCAUAAUAUUUCAGAAGAAGAAAACUAAACAGCAACAUACUUUUAAACUGACAUACAAUUUAAAACCUCAAAUUAGAUUUAGAUUUCAAUUUCAAACAAGAAGACAACAAAACACAUGUAUCAACAAUAAUGCCUGUUAUGAAGUAUUGAAAACUACUUUAUUGAAAUACUUAAUAAAACUAGCAAGAAGAUUACAAUAAAAAAUACCA
Molecule: messenger RNA, 1015 nt
Organism: Menidia menidia (Atlantic silverside)
Lineage: Eukaryota; Metazoa; Chordata; Actinopteri; Atheriniformes; Atherinopsidae
Source: the annotation of a GenBank genome assembly